CACUUGAACCCUAAAACAGUAAAAAAUGAAGGGGACGGCCUCUUCUUCUAAUAUAUAACACCUCUGCAACACAGUUUGAGUGAGACCAGUGUGGCUGAGAGAGUUGAGGUUAGUUGAAAGAAACAAUGGCAGGUCACAACGUUGUGCUUCUGGACGCAACAUUUAGUAUGUUUUCGAUGAGGGCUAGGAUUGCUUUGGCUGAGAAAGGCAUAGAGUAUGAGAAAAAGGAACAAGAUUUGGCAAACAAAGGACCUGAGCUUCUGCAGAUGAACCCUAUUCACAAGAAGGUUCCAGUUUUGGUUCAUAAUGGGAAGCCUAUUUGUGAGUCUCUGAUAAUUGUUCAGUACAUUGAUGAGGUUUGGAAGGACAAGGGGAAUCCAUUGUUGCCUUCUGAUCCUUAUGCCAGAGCUCAGGCUAGGUUCUGGGCUGAUUUUGUUGAUAAGAAGGUGGCUGAUGCUUCAACUAGGGUAUGGACAACGAAAGGGGAAGAACUUGAGACAGCAAAGAAGGACUUCAUAUCUGCAUUGAAGCAGCUAGAAGAAGAGCUUGGAGACAAGCCUUAUUUUGGAGGUGAAGACUUUGGAUAUGUGGAUCUUGCUCUCAUACCUUUCUACAGCUGGUUUUAUGCCUAUGAAACUCUUGGCAACUUCAAAACAGAGGAGCAUUGCCCUAAGUUCAUUGAAUGGGCUAAAAGGUGCAUGCAAAGAGAGACUGUGUCUAAGUCUCUUCCUGAUCCCAAUCAAAUCUAUGAAUUUGUUUGAUCUUGAGGAAGAAGCUUGGUGUAGACUAAAUAAAUGAGGCAGAGAAGGGUUUGUUUUGUGAAAGGAGUUUCCUUGUUGGGUUUGAAUAAGCGACCUUGAGUGGGUCCGUUGUUGCGCUGUACAAUGGACACUUUGGGUGUGGCUUUGGAAUGUGUUAUCUGUCCUUUACUGUCACUUGUAUGUUUGUCAGUUCUUUUGGUAAAUCUAUCAGGCUGCGUUUGGGUUUCA
Messenger RNA from Prosopis cineraria, 989 nucleotides. RefSeq names its product probable glutathione S-transferase. Gene Ontology annotation, cellular component: cytoplasm. Gene Ontology annotation, biological process: glutathione metabolic process. The record is from RefSeq and is a predicted model, not a curated record. NCBI's taxonomy places the organism in Eukaryota, Viridiplantae, Streptophyta, Magnoliopsida, Fabales, Fabaceae. Gene Ontology annotation, molecular function: glutathione transferase activity. The coding region runs from base 126 to 761 and encodes 211 amino acids. The transcript is spliced from 2 exons.